Messenger RNA from Ostrea edulis (European flat oyster), 1918 nucleotides. Its product is annotated as equilibrative nucleoside transporter 1-like. The transcript has 14 exons. Bases 172 to 1512 code for a protein of 446 amino acids. Gene Ontology annotation, cellular component: plasma membrane. Gene Ontology annotation, molecular function: nucleoside transmembrane transporter activity. Lineage: Eukaryota; Metazoa; Mollusca; Bivalvia; Ostreida; Ostreidae. Gene Ontology annotation, biological process: nucleoside transmembrane transport. The record is from RefSeq and is a predicted model, not a curated record.
UAUUAGUGUACUUUUACUUUCAUUUCCGGCUUUGUGAAGGAUGUAAACACAAUAUUAUUACAGAACAGAAAAGGGAUAAACUAUCUGUAUUUCGACAGAUAUAUUUGUGAAAUGUACAUUUCCUGAAGCAUUCUUCAUCUUUGGUGUAAAGAAUCUGAAAUUAAGCUGAAAAUGGAAUCUGAGGAGCAGGAAUCUUUAUUGCCACGACGGCGUCCAGCUCCACCAGACAGGUUUAAUGCAGUAUUCAUUGUCUUCUACUUUCUUGGCAUUGGGUCAUUGCUUCCUUGGAAUUUUUUUAUUACAGCAAAUAAGUAUUUCCAGUAUAAACUCAGGAAUAUCACCCUACCAUGGGAUGAUGGAUACUUCAAAACUGAUCUACAAUUCAACUUUGAAAGCUCCAUCACCAUUGCUUCAACAGUACCAAAUGUUUUGUUCAACUUUAUUACAGCCAUUUUGGCAUCUAGGAUUCCACUGAAAGGACGAAUGGUGUUCUCCAAUGUUACAGUAGUUGUGGUGUUUGUCAUUACUUUAGCACUUGUAAAAAUUGACACAGAUCAUUGGCAAGCUGUAUUUUAUUCCAUAACUUUGUUGUCAGUAGUUGUUCUUAGUGCUGCCAGCUCUGUGUAUAUGGCUUCAAUGUUUGGCUUAGCAGGCAUGUUUCCUAUCAAAUACAUGCAAGCUAUCAUGAGUGGACAGGCAGUAGGUGGAGUUUUUGCAGCUCUUGCCAAUAUUUUGUCCAUCUCACUUAGUGGAUCUGAUGAAAGAGACAGUGCUUUUGUCUUCUUUACCAUAGCAACAGUGACCAGCCUUGUAUCUUUAGUAGGAUACCUCACACUUUAUACAAAUGAUUUCUCAAAGUAUUAUAUAUAUUAUCAAGAGGAAAUAGAAGUUAGUGUGCCUGAAGAAACUGAUGAUGAUGCAGUGGUUGUAAGGAAGGAGAACACGGUGCAGAAUAUCCCUUCAGAUACCAGAUCACCGUAUCGAAUUGUUUGUAAAAAGAUCUGGCUGGACAGUUUAGGAGCAGGCUUUGUGUUUUUUGUUUCCCUGACAUGCUUCCCUGCUCUAGCGUCGGCCAUUGUAUCGACCCUCGAUGUCUCUAGUGUCUGGAAAGAUCAGUAUUUCUCAGCUGUAGUGUGUUUCCUUUUGUUCAACAUGGGGGAUUGGUGUGGCAGGGCAACAGCUGGCGCUAUAAGAUGGCCAAAUGAACACCAUAGAAAGAAAAUACUGAUUAUUUGUGCCAUAAGGAUUGUCUUCAUACCUCUCAUCAUGUUCUGCAAUAUACUGCCCAGAAAGAACACUCUCGUAAUAUUUGAUAAUGACUUUUGCCCCCUUGUAUUCAUUCUAACACUAGGCCUUACCAAUGGAUAUUUCUCAACACUGUGCAUGAUGUAUGGACCAAAGAGAGUAGAAAAUAGAUAUGCAGAAUAUGCAGGGACAUUUAUGUCCGUUUCCCUGACAAUGGGAUUGGCUGCUGGUUCCCUCCUUGGAUUCCUACUGAUUAGAAUUGUAUAAAUUAUGUGAUAGUUACAUUGACCUAGAACUGUGUUAAAUAAUCUCUUUGGAUCAUUAACAUAGCAACCUAAAACUGUGUCAAAUAUUGUUGGACUUUCAACAAAGAGACCUAGAUCUGUGUUAAAUAACCUCGUUGGACUGUUAAAUAGCAGGCACACAGUAAGAGAAUUGUGAAGUCAGCUUCUACUCACGCUGCCCCCUCCCCACUUUGAAAAAUAGUGCUACAUGCCUAGAGAUCUAGAUCUGUGUCAAAUAAUAUUAAUAUGAUUUAAUGUUUUAAUAGAAUGACAAGAGAUGUUGCAUUUUAAUAUCUGAUAUUUUUUCUGAACUUGGAGACUAUUAAAACAGUUAAAUUGGCUGUGAAUCUGCAAAUAAAUGAUCUUAUUAAAAUCAGAUACAAUCUGUA